UUUUCAUGGAACAAUUUGGUCGUAUUGCAUUAUUUCUUGUAUCUUGAUCGUAUUUAAAUCUCUCGGAAUUCCUUCAAUCUUUGAAUCGUAAUCUGCAUCAUCACAGUUUUUACUAAAUCACUCUGAUACAACCUCAGAUACAUUAAUCAUCGUAUAAAUCCUUCAUAACACUUUGUUCAACAAUUAUUAUUUAAAUAUCUGACCAAGAUGGACUCCUUACAAGAGAGACUCCAAUCGGUUUUCAACGACUUCGUACCUGGGCUGUCACAGAGAAUCUUGGUGCAAGACCCCGAAAUCCUAGCCAUUUUCGUCGGGGGUAAUUGGCUUUACCUGGAUGAGGCAGACUUAAGAUCGGGAGUUCACCCUUUGCAUUGGAACGUUGUCGUUCUCGUCAAGACUAAGUUUGAUAUUUUCAGGCUUGUCAACGAAAACCGCCAACGUCUCUUGGAAAUAACUGGAAUCGUGCAGCAAGAAUGCCCUCAUGAGCUAUACCAAGUCCCCUCUCCAAGUUCUGAGUACUGGUCAGAGAUUGAUGCCGUUAGAUUCACUGGCUACGAUAGAGUCUCGUCCAUGCGAUCGGUUGUCAUAAUGAGCUGGGAGUACUUCGACAGAUCCGUGCCACGCACAGGUAGGUCUACGACCGCGCUCAAUAUAUUUUCGUAUGUGGAUAAACGAAUCUAUAAAAACAACAAUCUUGGACGUGUAGAAUGUCAAAUCCUACAGGCAACAAGCCUCCCAAAUGGGUUUGUGAUCCUACACGACCAAUGGUUAUACGAGGACUGGCAUACCCCUUAUAAUUCUCGACGGAACCCCUCGGAUGUGGUGUUUGGCCAGACUGCGGAGCUGCUAGUUAGCGGAGUGAACUUAUUCAAGAAUUCGUACAGAGAGAGAAUUACCAAACAGAUCCUAGCUUUUUACUUUCAUGUUACCGGACAAUCUGCAACGGCCGGGAGUCUUACUGAUUCAGACAUGUUUUCGUCUACAUAUACUGAAUGGAUAAAUCAAAGACUGGAGUCGUAUAUGCUCGGAAGAGAAGUUGUCCAGAGCUUGGGACCAGGCACCGUACCUGCCCCUUCCCGGCCACUUUCUUUGUUUGGAGACACAUCGACGGGAAAGUACUGGGAAAGGAAUACCUUCAGGACCGUUGAAGUCAUCGAUGAAAAGGUACUCAGUUGUUUCGAGCACGGAGACUUCGCCUGGAUCAGGCAAAGAAGGCCACUCCCCGGCGAGGUCUCAGGGAAAUGGGAGGUCGCAAUUACCUGUGCGGCUAGAAAUACCACCAGUGUGCUCUGUAAGACGACUUCAUCCGCAAUGGAUGAGCUUGAAAGAGCAAUGAUGGCUUCCCAUUUCUAUCCCUGGGUACAAGUUCCAUGUAAAUCGGGUUCUGAACAGUUGUUAUUCCCUAUGAUCGAGUACGACUAUGAAGAGGAAAUCAGGACUCGGUAUUAUAGGCAUGGCGGCAACAACUGGAACGAUGCGGAGGCGCUUCUUCAUGCAGAAAUGGUGAAGGCCGAGAUAGUGCUCAGUGCCUAUCGAAAGUCGUUUCGUAAUCCUGAUAUACAAAAGCAGGAUAUUAGCGAGGUCAUAAAGUCUCACCUCGAUCGCAUCGCAAGGGGAGGGAGAGUGUUCCGAGAGCUCCACGGUGAUAAGAUCCAGGUAAAAGGAGGCGUCUCGGUUUCUACUAGGAAGUUCUUGGACUUGGAAUGGAUUAUUAACGGCGAGCGGUAUCCGUCCUUGCGCAACUUGCUCGAUCAAGCUGCCAGAGAUAUCCGCAAGGCUCGAUCCGGUCCAGUGGUCCUCGGGUUAGGAGAUACCAGUGCGCUCCAUACCAUGGUAUCGCCGAAAACCGUACAAGGAGGCCGUAAAGUUAUUUUUGAUAACUAUGGGUCUACCAAGUACUAUCCGGUCAUGCUUGAUCUUGCCAGAGCUUUCUACUGCGAUGUGUUCUUUGAGAUGGCGCACCUCGCCAAUUUACCAUCUCACGCAUGGCCGCGGAUGAAAUAUUCCUGCACUGAGACCACAGUCCAAGUGAGCUACGCUCGGAAUUGCAGCUGGCUAGCACGGACGAUAGCAGAUAUCAAAAUAAGGUAUCUGCUUCAUCCUCUCGAAGACGAGAUCAAAGCUGCGAGACACUCCUUCGAUGAUCUUAUUCCUCAGUUGUCUGCUAGUAUAUUCCUGGUUCCGAUGUUAUACCAGGAUUUUUCGAAGAACCCGGACUCCAUCAUUGCGAAUUUAAUGACUGGGAUCGUUAUGUCGCAAUGUAGGAACUGGGAGGACUUCGACUUUGCGGUUAGAAAACUAGGGCUUGGUUCUUGAAGUGAUGAGUAGCGCCGUUAAAAAAAAAUUAAAAAUUAAAAAAGACUGAAAUUUUUAGAUAAUUUAUGACUUUCUCGAGCCCUGAGCUGUGACUAAUUCCUACGGUAGUUUGCAUUAUAUAUAUAUGAUGUGCAAUGAUUUAAAUAAGAAAAAAAAAACAAUUCUGUUGAAGCACGAAGAGCACUUAGACUAGACCAACUGAUAUAGCCAGAAGCUCUUUGUAUAAAUGUCUCAAUAGUUCCAAGGACCUAACACAGUAUUGAAACACACGGUUUCAUUCC
Messenger RNA from Daldinia decipiens, 2597 nucleotides. RefSeq lists its product as uncharacterized. The transcript has a single exon. NCBI's taxonomy places the organism in Eukaryota, Fungi, Ascomycota, Sordariomycetes, Xylariales, Hypoxylaceae. The record is from RefSeq and is a predicted model, not a curated record. The coding region runs from base 208 to 2316 and encodes 702 amino acids.